AAUCGUAUUAGACUUAUCCUCUUACUGGCAAGUAGCGCCCUCAAUUCUCAUAAGCACGUGUGGUGGAUAUUUUCACAAGCUUUUGAGACAAUGUUCAUUCACUUGUGGGUCACUCCUUUAGAAAAAGAUUUUUGUUUUCAACUCCAAGACGUAAAAGAAUUUUGUGUGCAAGAUAAAGGAUCAAAUUGAUUGGGAUUUUCUCACCUUGCUACAUCUUGAAUUUGCCUAUGAUGUCCGAAGUAAAGGCCAUAGAGCACCCUACACUCAAGGUGCCGUAUGAAAUUCUCAAUAAGAAAUUCCGAAAUGCCCAGAAACAAUUAGACAGAGAACUCAAUCAGAUCCAGAAUGUGGCAUCAGAGCUGGAGAAAGGCUUAACAAAUGGAUCAGCUGGGGAGAUAUCACGUCUCCUUGGUGGUGUUGUGGAACGCCUGCAGGUGUUGAAACGCAAAGCUGAGGAGAGUAUUUCAGAGGAAAUUGCUGCAGGGUAUGUCUGCAAGCGACGUCUGGAGCACCUAAAACAGAAUGUCGUAGCUCUUCCCAAUCCUGACAUUGAGGUUCAACUUGCAGCCACAAAUCAAUGGAAAAAGACUCGUCUUGACAGAAUGAUUGUUGAGCAUUUCCUUCGACUGGGCUACUACGAAUCCGCCGAACGUCUCGCCAUCCGCAGUGGCAUUCGUGACCUCACCAAUCUGGACAUCUUCCAGACAUCACGCGAGGUGGAGCAAGAUCUUGCGAAUCACAGGACAACAAAAUGCAUGCUGUGGUGCAAUGAGAAUAAGUCAAAGUUGCGCAAGAUUUGUUCAAAUAUUGAAUUCCAACUUCGUAUGCAAGAAUUUGUUGAGCUUGUGCGUCUUGACCGUCGUCUGGAUGCCGUGAAGCACGCCCGGAAAUACUUUCCGGACUUUGGGACAGAGCAACUCAAGGAGAUCCGUCAGUGUAUGGGACUCCUGGCAUUUCCUGUAACCACCGAAAUUGAACCGUACAAAUCACUCUUUGAUCCACAACGCUGGAAUGAUCUCGUGCUCAAUUUUCGCAUGGAGAACUAUCGCCUCUUCCAGCUGGCAACACAAUCAGUCCUCAGUGUUGCCGUACAGGCUGGUCUCUCUGCCCUCAAGACACCCCAGUGCUACUCAAUUGGCUCAAAGAACAUCAGUUGCCCUGUGUGCCAGGAAAAUUUCAAUGAGAUUGCGGAGAAUUUGCCAUAUUCUCACUGUGCCCAGAGUCGUCUCAUUUGUCGUGUCACAGGGAAGCCCCUCAAUGAGCACAAUUUGCCAAUGAUGCUGCCCAAUGGGCAAAUUUUUGGACAACAGGCAUUGCCACACAUCACGAAGGAGAAUGGCAUCAUUGUGUGCCCAAUAACAAAUCAGACAUUUUGUCAGCCAAAAAUUGAGAAGGUCUUCGUCAUGUAGAUUUAUUGGGGCAAAUCUCAGGCGUGUGGUGAGACGUGUUUUGGUGUCCAAGAGAUGAUGGGCUACACCAUGGAGAGAUCUCCUCGCAUUAAAAUAUCAUUUUAUUGGUAAAUUAAAUUAUCUUUAAGGCUUUUUCCUCCCUCAAAUAUUUCUCGAGUAAAUAUUAAGAUAAAAAAAUGAGCAAAAUCUAUUCGAUCGUAUAAGCAAUUCUUGAAUUAUUAUUUUUUUACUUUGAAAAUUUCUUACUCUUUUCCAAAAAAAAAAUGAAUUACUGUUGAGGAAAUAAGAAUUGGAUAUCGUAUCGUGGUUUAGAUGAUAGAGAAGAAAAAAAAUUAAGAUGAAGAAAAAUGAGAUAAAAAUUUUUUGAAAUGACAAAAGACAAAAUUAUGGGUAAAUUAGAAAUAAAAACAAAAUGUUAAAUUGAUGGAUUGACCUCUUUGACGUGACCAUAAUUUAUUUUUCACUCACAUAGUUGUGUCCAAUGUGAGUUUAUUCUAUAAAUGAUUACAUUUUUAAGUACUCUCCCCCUACCCCAAAUCUUUUUGUAUAAGGAAAUCUCAUCUCUUAUGAAUAAACAUAUGAGAUAUUGUGAAA
Lutzomyia longipalpis is the source of this 2003-nucleotide messenger RNA. RefSeq names its product E3 ubiquitin-protein transferase MAEA (gene Kaz). Bases 228 to 1409 code for a protein of 393 amino acids. The record is from RefSeq and is a predicted model, not a curated record. NCBI's taxonomy places the organism in Eukaryota, Metazoa, Arthropoda, Insecta, Diptera, Psychodidae. Gene Ontology annotation, molecular function: protein binding; ubiquitin protein ligase activity. Gene Ontology annotation, cellular component: cytoplasm; nucleus; GID complex. Gene Ontology annotation, biological process: proteasome-mediated ubiquitin-dependent protein catabolic process. The transcript has 3 exons.